Caenorhabditis auriculariae is the source of this 1363-nucleotide messenger RNA. The record is from the annotation of a GenBank genome assembly. NCBI's taxonomy places the organism in Eukaryota, Metazoa, Nematoda, Chromadorea, Rhabditida, Rhabditidae.
AUGCUGGUUGGAGUGAUUUUCGUUUCUCUCGUUCUUUCUUCGGUUGAAGCGUGUGGGGUAACAAAAAGUGAAAUUCUCCUUAAUGAUUCUACGCUGCACAGGGCAAAUUUUCCACCACUCCACCUCCUGUAACGACUUCCCUCGGUUCAACAAAAGUUUGUUUUUCGAGAAAUUUCAAGUGCUGGCGGAGGCCUAAUCUGAAAAUUGACGCAGACAACUCUUCCACCACCGCCAUGCCCGAAAGACUGGCUACCUUUCAAAAGAACUGACGGACGAUUUUGGUGCAUGACGGUUUUUUCUGACUUGUCGUCCGUUUCUCAGGAAAACCUCUAGGUCAACAUGACGAAGAUGACAGCUGCGAAUGCACAAUCAGCUUGCGAAGAGCAGGGCGCCAACCUCAACGGCUUCGAAACAGACGAAGAGUACACGGCUAUGGAGUGUGAGUCUCCAAGUAUUUCGAAGAAGUCAGAGGUUUCAGCCUACUUGUUGAGUAAAAAGUUCACUGGACAAGUUCACUUGGGCGGAAAACGACGAGCCGGAUGCACAGCAUCGGCCGACGUUCCCUACAACAAAAAUCCUUCGAGUCCUUGUAGCCGUGACAACGUCAGUUUCAAUACAGAGAAGAAAACUGAUUAAAAAAAAAGCUUUUUGAACAAAAAAGAAAAAUGGAGUGCCGACCGAAAAAUCAGUCAUUACUCACAAAGGAACGUUUUUUUGGCCUGCCGCUUAGAAUUUAAUGAAGCUUGGCUGAAAUGUGCUUUGAGACCUCCUGAAUUCAGAAAAAGAAGAAAUUUUCAAAAUAGAUCGUUUUUGCUAUUACGAGAAAAAAAAAAUCUAUUGCGAGAACGUUUUUUUCUGUAAUCAAGAAGUAAAAUUCAGCAAAGUUUCAUCAAAAGUUCAAAAAACAAAAAAAAAUUCCCUUGUCAGUCUAAAGUCCGAGAGAUGAAUAAAUUUCAUGCCAAGAUCUUAAAAUGUUUUAGUUAUUCGAAUGCAGAACGGAGUCUCACAGACAAACUCGUUCGGACCCCAUUGGGACCCGAAAAGUCCUUCCUUCUCGUUCUCUUUGGAAAUUUGUCUCUCAAUUAUUGUCGACGGCGUCACGCGAGAUCAAACGCUCAACGACCUCACGUAAGUUUCGAAAUUCUAGGAAAUCUUCUCAAAAAUGGAAAUCAUUCCAGAUGUUCCAGCAAGAUGUACUUCAUGUGCGGAAAGUACUCCACGACAACUUGACGACCAACUUCUCAUAAGAAUUAUAACUAAAAACAACUAUGCACGAUAUUUGAUGAACUUCUCUCAAUUUUUCAAACUGGUAGAACAGCUAAGUGGAAGUUCAAAGGAAAUUAUCAAAACAAUUUGGACUUAA